Cydia splendana is the source of this 1014-nucleotide messenger RNA. RefSeq names its product large ribosomal subunit protein uL4m (gene mRpL4). Bases 114 to 971 code for a protein of 285 amino acids. The transcript has 2 exons. Gene Ontology annotation, biological process: translation. The record is from RefSeq and is a predicted model, not a curated record. Gene Ontology annotation, cellular component: ribosome. Gene Ontology annotation, molecular function: structural constituent of ribosome. Lineage: Eukaryota; Metazoa; Arthropoda; Insecta; Lepidoptera; Tortricidae.
GAGGUUAUGUUAUUUAAUUAAAUUGAUUCGAUUAAUUUUAGAAAUAAAAGCCAUUAUGGUGUACAAUUUCUGAUUAAAAUCUACUUUGGACUUACUCGCUGCUGAAAAUCACAAUGACUUCGAUACUAUUAAACGCAUUUAAAAACCUUCAUAUAUCUUUUAAGCCGCAAAUACGAGCCUUUGCUUCGGCCAAUGCUUCUAUUAUAACAUCUAAGGAUAAUUCAUUAACGGUGAGCAACAAAGAGUGGAAGGUUUCCCCCCAAUAUACCAAGCCUCGCGAAGUAUGGAUUGAAAACUUGGAUACAAUAGAGGAACAGAAAUUGGGAUUGUUCGAGUUGCACCCUUCGGUGUAUGCAACGGUGCCUAGAAUAGAUAUAAUUCAACGUAAUGUGGUGUGGCAGAGGAAGUACCGGUGGGUAUCGUGGGCUCACACAAAGACCAGAGCAGAGGUGCGUGGAGGAGGUAGAAAACCUUGGCCUCAGAAAGGUCUGGGCAGAGCCAGACACGGUUCGAUUCGCUCGCCUUUAUGGCGUGGAGGCGGUAUAGCCCAUGGACCCCGCUCGGGCACAACCCACUUCUACAUGUUGCCCUUUCAUCUAAGACUGCAUGGUCUGACGUCUACGCUAUCUGCUAAAUUUGCCCAAGAUGACCUACACAUAGUCAGAGACCUUGAACUGCCCACAGAUGAACCAGAAUAUUUUGCUGAGCUUAUUGAGCAAAGGAAUUGGGGACCAUCUGUCCUAAUUGUUGAUGAUACUGAUUUUGUAUCAAGAAAUAUAACAUUGGCCACCGAUGCUAUGCCACAUGUCAAUAUUAUGCCAGUUUAUGGACUGAAUGUGUACUCCAUGUUGAAACAUGACACAUUAAUUCUCACAAUGUCUGCAGCUGAAAGAAUUGAAGAUCGGAUUCUAAGCCACUUGCACGGCAUUACCACUGAGAGGCAGUCACAGUAUAAAUUAGAUCAGGUUUAAAUAUUAAAGGCAAAAAGUUAGUAUAGAAAUAAAAAAUUACAAA